Cryptococcus wingfieldii CBS 7118 is the source of this 1053-nucleotide messenger RNA. RefSeq names its product prenyl protein peptidase. The record is from RefSeq and is a predicted model, not a curated record. Gene Ontology annotation, molecular function: metalloendopeptidase activity. Gene Ontology annotation, cellular component: endoplasmic reticulum membrane. Bases 1 to 1053 code for a protein of 350 amino acids. NCBI's taxonomy places the organism in Eukaryota, Fungi, Basidiomycota, Tremellomycetes, Tremellales, Cryptococcaceae. Gene Ontology annotation, biological process: CAAX-box protein processing. The transcript has 6 exons.
AUGGAUCCCACGCUCUAUUCCACCACACUAUUAUCACCCAUCACCUCACACGCUCUCUCCUUCCUCUUCACCUCCUCCUACGUCGGCUCCCUCUACAUUACCCAUCUCUUCGCCGCCCUUCCCUCUCCCCGGACCACCCCCACCGCUACGCCGCCAGAAGCUGCCAAUGGGCAAACCCCCCUCCCUCCCAUCUCUGCCGACAAAGAUGCGCUAGAUGCCCAAGAUUUCGAAACGGGGCCCAAAGUGGGGAGUCGGGACCACCCGCUCACGGUGCGCGCGCGGAUGAAAGCCGUGUCGUGUUCGACGCUUAUUUCUAUCCUCGGUGUCUACGCCACCUACAAACACGCCUCCGGUUCUUCGUUCUCAGAAUCAAUCAUCCCCUCCCUCAAACUCAUGGGCCUGCCAACGGGGCUGACGGGGAGUGGGGUGGGUCUCGGCUUGCCGAGGAUUCUGCCGUAUGUGUUGGCACCGACAAUGAUGCUCGGUCCACUAUACGCCAUGUACCUCUGCGACGAUAUCCCGAUCAUCAGCUGGCGGAGAAACUCAGAGUCGUGGUCGGCCAUGUUGAAGCGUGAAUUUGGUCUGCUUGAAGUCCGAAAUUAUGUCGUCGGCCCGUUGACAGAAGAGCUGGUCUUCCGAUCCACUGUUCUCGCUGCAUCUAUUCUCGGUGGGCUAUCUUUCAAGUCUCUCAUAUUCGGGACACCUCUCUGGUUCGGACUUGGCGAGACAAUACUGAUAUCUGUGUCAGCCCAUGUCCAUCAUGGAUUAGAGUCAUACCGCAAGAACGGACGCACAUCUCAAGCAGCUUUUCAUGCCCUUUUUGCUUGCCUGUUCCAAUUAACAUACACUACCCUCUUCGGAUGGUUCGCUUCAUACCUUUUCCUGCGUACCGGAUCAGUGAUACCACCCCUAGUCGCCCACAUGUUCUGCAAUGUGAUGGGGAUCUAUUUUCCCGGGAACGCUAUCAGAAGAGAACCGGGAAAGAAAGCUCUCAUUUACGGAGCUUAUCUCGCUGGUAUCGUCGGCUUCUUUUUCGGUGUCAAAACUCUGUAA